Messenger RNA from Myotis davidii, 614 nucleotides. It is a transcript of the gene RPL27, whose product is annotated as ribosomal protein L27. Bases 114 to 599 code for a protein of 161 amino acids. Gene Ontology annotation, biological process: translation. The transcript has 3 exons. Gene Ontology annotation, molecular function: structural constituent of ribosome. Lineage: Eukaryota; Metazoa; Chordata; Mammalia; Chiroptera; Vespertilionidae. Gene Ontology annotation, cellular component: ribosome; cytosolic large ribosomal subunit. The record is from RefSeq and is a predicted model, not a curated record.
GGGUCGAGGCUUAAGGGGCGGUACCGGAAGUGAGAUCACCACCUCCGGGGUGAAAGGUUAGCGGAAGUGCGGUUCUUUCCUUUCUGCUCUAGGCCCGAGUGGCUACGUUCGAAAUGGGCAAGUUUAUGAAACCCGGGAAGGUGGUGCUGGUCCUGGCCGGACGCUACUCCGGACGCAAAGCCGUCAUCGUGAAGAACAUUGAUGAUGGCACCUCGGACCGCCCCUACAGCCAUGCCCUGGUGGCUGGAAUUGACCGCUACCCCCGAAAAGUGACAGCUGCCAUGGGCAAGAAGAAAAUUGCCAAGAGGUCAAAGAUCAAGUCUUUUGUGAAAGUGUAUAACUACAAUCACCUGAUGCCCACAAGGUACUCUGUGGAUAUCCCCUUGUACAAAACUGUUGUCAACAAGGACGUGUUCAGAGACCCUGCUCUAAAACGCAAGGCCCGGCGGGAGGCCAAAGUCAAGUUUGAAGACAACCUUGCAGCCAUCUGGGGGAGACAUCAUUUUCAAUUUGUCACAAAGUGGCUGUGGUUUCCAAUCUUGUCCCUUUCAUACAUCUUGGGACCAUGUUCAUGUCAUUUUCUUUGGUGGUUUCCCUAACUUUGCCAAGCCUAA